This is a messenger RNA of Aedes aegypti (yellow fever mosquito), 11197 nucleotides long. It is a transcript of the gene uif, whose product is annotated as sushi, von Willebrand factor type A, EGF and pentraxin domain-containing protein 1. Gene Ontology annotation, biological process: Notch signaling pathway. The transcript has 23 exons. The record is from RefSeq and is a predicted model, not a curated record. NCBI's taxonomy places the organism in Eukaryota, Metazoa, Arthropoda, Insecta, Diptera, Culicidae. Bases 150 to 10910 code for a protein of 3586 amino acids. Gene Ontology annotation, molecular function: Notch binding; calcium ion binding.
UACCUGUCUUACGAAGACAAUGAUCAGUAUGCGCCAGGCGGUUGAAUGUGAAAGCUGAAAAUCUUAAACUUCAAUGAUGAAAUAGUCACAACAAAAUUCGCCUGGAUAACGUUUGGAAAUUAAACAACUAAUCAAUACUCACGUUAAAGAUGGCUAAACAUGUAAUAUGUAGGAUAAUAUGGUUAGCUUCAGUAUUUAUCACAGUAUUAGCAGAGGAUCCUUUUUCGUGCUCGAUAGGCUGGGAACUAAGAGGAUUAAAUUGUUACAAAUAUUUUAGUGUUAAGCAUUCCUGGGAGAAAUCGGCAGAAUUAUGUAAACGAUACGGUGCGGAGCUAGCAACGAUUGAAUCAUUUGAAGAAAAUGAAGCGACACGAGAGAUCGCCCUUUUUGGCGAAUCUAGAGGCCGAACCGCCAAUAUGUAUUGGUUGGGUCUUGCGUCGUUGGACGAUCUUAGGACAAAUACGUUAGAAUCUACUGCAGGUGGAUUAGUUUCACAAUACUCAGGUUUUUGGGCUUUGAACCAACCAGACCCCGCCGCUGGUGAAUGUGUUGCAGCUUCAAACGUGAACGACAUGCAAACGUGGCAGUUGGAAACAUGUGAAAACUUAUUACCGUUUAUGUGUGAACGACCUGCGUGUCCUCAGAACUCAGUCCGAUGUUCUAACGGUGCUUGUAUAAAUCAAGCGUUCAAAUGUGACGGAAAUGAUGACUGUGGAGAUGGAAGCGAUGAACUGGACUGUCCAAAUGCAUGUCAUUUCCAUAUGCAAUCCGGUGGAGACGUAAUAGAAUCACCCAGUUUCCCUCAGAAGUAUCCAGCAUUGUCUGGAUGUAAGUGGACUUUAGAAGGACCUCAAGGAACAAACAUCAUUUUACAGUUCCAGGAAUUCGAUACCGAAAAGAAUUUUGAUAUUGUGCAAAUAUUGGUAGGUGGAAGGACUGAAGAUAAGGCUGUAUCACUUGCAACUAUUUCCGGCAAGAAUGAUCUUACCAGCAAACCAUUUAUUACUGCCUCCAAUUUUAUGAUUAUUAAAUUCACUUCUGAUGGAAGCGUUGAACGCAAAGGUUUCAGAGCAACAUGGAAAACUGAGCCCCAAACUUGUGGUGGUGUGUUACAAGCAACAACGCAAGGACAGAUGUUAACUAGCCCUGGUUAUCCGAAAACUUACCCUGGAGGGCUAGAAUGUUUGUACAUCAUAAAAGCUCAAAACGGUCGAGUGAUUUCAUUAGAAGUUGAAGAUCUGAACCUUAAUGAGGACCGCGAUUUCAUUCUGGUUCGAGAUGGAGAUAACGCCCACAGUAAACCGAUUACUCGAUUAACCGGAACUUCUCUGAGUGACAGAAAUAGAGUAAUUAUAUCAACCAGUAACAAACUGUACGUUUUUUUCAAGACUUCCCUCGGUGGUUCAAAGAAAGGAUUUAACAUAAAAUACACACAAGGCUGCUCAGCAACCAUUACAGCAUUGAAUGGAACGGUUACUUCUCCGGCUUAUGAUCUAGCUAACUAUCCCAAUAACCAAGAAUGUUUCAUUAAAAUCAAGAACCCAAUGGGAGGACCACUUUCCUUACGAUUCAAAAACUUCAACGUACAUAAAAGCGACAAAGUUCAAAUCUUCGAUGGCUCUUCUACGUCUGGUCUGCGUCUUCAUCCUGGAGACGGUUUCACAGGAACAACAGUGCCGAAAAUUACACUUACUGCAUCUUCAGGCAAUAUUCUAGUUAAAUUUGUAUCUGAUGCUUUACACAACGACAAGGGAUGGCUCGCGGAGUUUUCUGCAGACUGCCCUGAUUUGAAACCAGGUAUUGGGGCACUAGCUUCCAGUCGUGAUACGGCUUUCGGGACAGUCAUUACAUUUACUUGUCCAAUCGGACAAGAAUUUGCAACCGGAAAAAAUAAAAUCGUCACUAGGUGUCAAAAUGGUGGAACCUGGAGUAUCGAUUACAUCCCUAAGUGCCAAGAGGUGUACUGUGGACCAGUUCCUCAGAUCGAUAAUGGUUUUUCGAUUGGAUCUUCGAAUGUAACAUAUCGUGGAGUUGCCAUGUAUCAGUGUUACGCCGGUUUUGCGUUCGCUUCUGGUAAUGCCAUCGAGAAAAUAUCCUGUUUAGCUGAUGGAAACUGGGAAAGACAACCGUCGUGUCUAGCAUCACAGUGUUCACCGUUAGCGGAAGUUCCUCACGCAAAUGUUACCAUUAUGAAUGGCGGAGGGCGCAGCUACGGUACCAUUGUACGAUAUGAAUGUGAAUCUGGAUAUGUGCGAAGUGGACAACCAGUUUUGAAUUGCAUGUCGAACGGAACCUGGAGUAGUCCUGUUCCAACAUGUUCUCGUAAAAGAUGUUUCAAAUUUCCGGAAAUAGAAAAUGGAUUCUUUGUGGAUAAAACACGCCAAUAUUACUUCGGAGAUGAAGCGAGAAUACAGUGUUAUAAGGGUUACAAGCAAAUUGGUUCCAAUAUAGUAAAGUGCAACGCAGACCAAGAGUUCGACACUUUGCCGAUGUGUGAAGAUAUCAACGAAUGUAUAGCGGCCCCAUGCGAUGUAGCCUCAACCGAAUGUGUGAAUACGCCUGGAUCAUUCUACUGUCAGUGCAAGGCAGGUUUUUCGGCAUCUACUGAAUGUAGGCCAGUUGGCGAUUUGGGUUUGGCGACUGGAGGUAUUUCGGACAAUAGUAUCAGUGUUUCUUCGACCGAGGAUGGAUAUGAAAAAUCUAUGCUACGACUCAACUCGGCAGGUUGGUGUGGAAAUUCUAUGGAUCCUGGUGCAAACUGGGUGCUUCUAGAUUUUAAAGCACCUACAAUAAUCCGAGGAUUCCGUACCAUGUCCGUGCAACGAUUCGAUGGCAGCCUAGCAUUUACAUCCGCUAUUCGUAUACAGUACACAAAUGAUGUGACUGAUGUGUUCAAAGACUAUGCUAAUCCUGAUGGUACAGCUGUAGAGUUUAGAAUUUUAGAACCCACAUUGUCAAUUCUAAAUUUACCGAUACCUAUUGAGGCACGGUAUGUCCGAUUUAGACUGCAAGACUUCAUGAUCGCUCCUUGUCUGAAGUUGGAAGUAAUGGGAUGUACACGUAUAGACUGUAUUGAUAUCAAUGAAUGUUCAAAUAAGAAUGGUGGAUGUCGCCAAAAGUGUAUCAAUUCCCCUGGAUCAUACUCUUGUGGAUGUAAUACAGGAUACGAACUAUUCACCAAAAACGGAACAGCAGGAUUCACUAUUGAAAGAGCUGAGAGUGGUGAACGAGAUGGCGAUGUCUACCAACGAAAUAAAACAUGCGUUCCGAUGAUGUGUCCAACUUUGUCUGCUCCUGAAAAUGGAAAACUUUUGACGGAUAAGGUAGACCACCACUUUGGCGAUGUUGUUCAGUUCCAAUGUAACUUUGGUUAUGUUAUUUCUGGAAGUACUUCGUUGCUUUGCAUGUCCACAGGCGAAUGGAACGCUACUACUCCAGAGUGCAUAUAUGCAAAGUGCGUUUCCCUGCCAGAUGAUAAAAACGAAGGACUUGCAGUACUGAGACAAGAUAAGGACAGCAUUUUAGUACCAUUCCGUGAAAAUGUUACAUUAACUUGUAAUUCUCCUGGUCGUAAGCUACGAAACUCAAUUUCUUCUGGAUUUAGACAAUGUGUUUAUGAUCCUAAGGCUGGAUACCCAGAUUAUUGGUUGUCAGGAACGCUUCCUUCAUGCCCUCGGGUAGAUUGCGGUGAACCAAUGCCCACUCCAGGUGCAGAGUAUGGACAAAAGGGGGAUACAAGAUUCCAGAGUUCUUUCUUCUUCGGUUGUCAAAAUACGUUCAAAUUGGCAGGUCAAAGCUCCAAAAAUGAUAAUGUUGUUAGAUGUAUGGAGGAUGGCGUAUGGGACUUUGGCGAUUUACGCUGCGAAGGACCUGUUUGUGAAGAUCCAGGAAGACCUAACGAUGGCUACCAAAUCACCAAGAGCUAUGAGCAAGGCUCGGAGGUAUUAUUCGGCUGCUCAAGACCUGGCUACAUUUUAAUUAAUCCUCGACCAAUCACUUGUAUCAGAGAGCCAGAAUGCAAAGUCAUUAAACCUUUGGGUUUAUCUUCCGGUAAGAUUCCAGACCACGCCAUAAAUGCAACUUCAGAAAGGCCAAACUAUGAAGCCAAAAACAUUCGACUAAACUCUGUCACUGGCUGGUGUGGAAAGCAAGAAGCAUUUACAUAUGUUAGUGUUGACUUAGGAAAAGUAAAUCGAAUUAAGGCAAUCCUUGUCAAAGGUGUUGUUACAAAUGAUAUUGUUGGUAGACCUACAGAGAUCAGAUUCUUCUACAAACAAUCGGAAAAUGAAAAUUAUGUAGUCUACUUCCCCAACUUCAACUUGACCAUGCGGGACCCCGGAAAUUACGGAGAGUUAGCAAUGAUUACACUGCCCAAGUUUGUGCAAGCUCGAUUUGUUAUUUUGGGUAUUGUGAGUUACAUGGAUAAUGCGUGCUUGAAAUUCGAGCUCAUGGGUUGUGACGAACCAUCAACAGAUCCACUAUUGGGCUAUGAUUAUGGAUAUUCUCCGUGUGUGGAUAACGAGCCACCAGUGUUCCAGAACUGUCCUCAACAACCAAUAAUUGUGAAACGUGAUCAAAAUGGUGCCAUUAUGCCGGUGAAUUUCACAGAGCCCGUCGCUAUAGAUAACUCAGGAUCAAUCGCUAGGUUAGAAGUAAAACCUCAAAGUUUCAAAACUCCUUCAUAUGUAUUCCAAGACACAAUAGUGAAAUACGUUGCAUUUGAUUAUGACGGAAAUGUUGCCAUUUGUGAGAUCAACAUUACAGUACCUGACAUUACUCCUCCAUCCUUGAGCUGCCCACAAAGUUUCGUUAUAGAGCUUGUAGAUAAGCAGGACAGUUAUGUCGUGAACUUCAACGAUACUAGGAAACGUAUUAAGGUAUCGGAUAACUCAGAUCAAGUUACUAUUCAAUACAUUCCCGAGAGUGCAACUAUUCCGAUUGGAGGAUUUGAAAACGUGACCGUAGUUGCAACCGACAAAUUCAACAAUAAAGCAACAUGUAACUUCCAGGUGUCAGUACAAGCAACACAGUGCGUCGAUUGGGACUUGCAGCCUCCAAACAAUGGCAAUAUAAACUGUAAAUCUAAUGACAAAGGAAUUGAUUGUACUGCAACAUGUAAACCAGGUUUCAGAUUUACGGAUGAAGAUACAGUAAAGAAAUUUUCAUGUGAGACUAAACGACUAUGGAAACCAUCUUCAGUAGUACCAGAUUGUGUUUCAGAAAAUACUCAACAAGCUGACUAUCACGUUACUGCCACAACCAUAUACAGAGCAAAUGGAGCAGUAGCUCCAUCAUGUCUUCCACAGUAUCAAGAAAUGCUUGGUAAAUAUUAUCCAAACUUGAACAAUAUUUUAUCGCAACGUUGCUCUGCAGUGAACGUAAAUAUGAAUGUAUCAUUCAUCAAAUCUGUACCAAAAUUACUUGAGGAAAAUAUGAUACAAAUAGAUUUUAUUUUAUCAAUCGUCCCGGCAAUUAGACAACCUCAGCUAUAUGACCUUUGUGGGUCUACACUUCAACUUAUCUUCGAUUUGAGCGUACCAUAUGCAAGCGCUGUCAUUGAGCCAAUUUCGAAUGUAUCGGCUAUUGGCAAUCAGUGCCCACCAUUAAGGGCUUUGAAGAGCUCCAUUGCAAGAGGAUUUACUUGCUCUGCAGGAGAAGUUCUUAAUAUGGAUACAAGUGAUGUUCCACGAUGUCUACAUUGCCCUGCUGGAACUUAUGCAGGAGAAAACCAAAAAACAUGUACACCUUGUCCCAAAGGAUAUUACCAAAACAGAGAGCGUCAAGAAUCAUGCCUAAGAUGUCCAACAGGAACGUAUACAAGAGAGGAUGGUUCAAAGAGCGUGGGUGCUUGCGUACCUGUUUGCGGCUAUGGAACUUAUUCUCCAACUGGUUUAGUGCCUUGUUUGGAAUGUCCCAUUAAUUCGUUCUCUAGCGAUCCACCUACUGGAGGAUUCAAAGAUUGCCAGGCUUGCCCAACUGGUACAUUUACGUUCCAACCUGCUGCACAAUCUAUUGAUCAGUGUCGUAAAAAAUGUCCACCUGGUCAAUACUCACCUACCGGAUUGGCACCAUGUUCACAGUGCCCAAAGAAUUUCUACCAAAAUGUAGAAGGAAUGCUGACAUGUAAUGAAUGCCCAACAGGAAUGAAAACAGACGGACCAGGUGCUACGGGCCGUGAAGAGUGUAAACCUGUCAUGUGCAAUGAAAACUCUUGUCAACAUGGAGGACUGUGCGUCCCAAUGGGCCAUGAAGUGCAAUGUUUCUGCCCAGCAGGAUUUUCUGGAAGACGCUGCGAAAUCGAUAUUGACGAGUGCGCAUCUCAACCAUGCUACAAUGGAGGAACAUGUAAAGAUCUUCCUCAAGGUUAUAAGUGUACUUGUGCUCAAGGCUACUCUGGAAUCAACUGUCAAGAAGAGAAAAGUGAUUGUGGUAAUGAUACAUGUCCAUCAAGAGCAAUGUGCAAAGACGAGCCAGGAUACAACAAUUUCACAUGCUUGUGUCGCAGUGGAUACACUGGGGAAGAAUGUGACAUCACUAUUGAUCCAUGUACUGCAAAUGGCAAUCCUUGCAAGAAUGACGCAGCUUGUGUGGCCCUUCAACAAGGACGUUUCAAAUGCGAGUGCCUUGCUGGCUGGGAAGGCCAAUUAUGCGAAACCAACACAGAUGAUUGUGCUGAAAACCCUUGUUUGUUGGGAGCUAACUGUACAGAUCUUGUAAAUGAUUUCAGUUGUUCUUGUCCAAGCGGAUUCACAGGUAAACGGUGUCAAGAGAAAAUCGACUUAUGCCUAUCGGAGCCAUGCAACCACGGCAUGUGCAUUGACAAAUUCUUUUACCACGAAUGUAUCUGUCAGCCAGGCUGGACUGGAGAAUCAUGUAACAUUAAUAUAAAUGAUUGUGCAAGCGAUCCAUGUCAGAACAAUGGAGACUGUAUUGAUUUGAUUGAUGCAUACCAGUGUAGCUGUGAACCUGGUUACACUGGAAAGAAUUGCCAACAUUUCAUUGACGAUUGCGCAAGCGAUCCUUGUCAGAAUGGGGCUACAUGUGUUGAUCAACUUGAUGGCUUCCAAUGCAAAUGUAGGCCUGGUUUUGUUGGUCUGCAAUGUGAAACUGAAAUUGACGAAUGUUUAAGUGACCCAUGUAAUCCUACUGGAACAGACAGAUGUCUGGACAAAGACAAUACAUUUGUCUGUCAAUGUCGAGACGGAUAUACCGGUACCUUGUGUGAAACAGACAUUGACGAUUGUGAAGAUGCACCAUGUCUUAAUGGAGGAAAAUGCCAAGAUCGUGUUGGAGCGUACGAAUGCGAAUGUCCAGCAGGAUGGAGUGGUUAUCGUUGUGAACAGUUAAUCGAGUCAUGUGAACCCACCCGCCCAUGUAAAAAUGAUGCACGUUGUAUUGAUUUGUUCGAGGACUACUUCUGUAUUUGCCCCAGCGGAACAGAUGGUAAACAAUGUGAAACUGCGCCAGAUCGAUGUAUUGGAAAUCCAUGUAUGAAUGGAGGUCAAUGUAAGGAUUAUGGCUCAGGAUUAAAUUGUUCGUGCUCAGUAGACUAUUCUGGUAUAGGAUGCCAAUAUGAAUACGACGCAUGUGAAGCAAAUGUUUGUAAGAAUGGUGCUAUGUGCGUGGAUCACGGUAGUGGGUACAAAUGCGUAUGUCCACCAGGAUUUACAGGCGAGAACUGCGAUCAAGAUAUUGUCGAUUGCAAAGAUAACUCUUGCCCACCUGGAGCAACUUGUAUAGACUUGACUGAAGGAUUUUACUGCCAAUGUCCGUUCAAUUUGACUGGAGAUGAUUGCAGAAAAACUAUACAAGUAGACUAUGAUAUGUACUUCAGUGAUCCUACCCGAUCGUCAGCUGCUCAAGUGGUUCCAUUCUACACUGGAUCGCCGGAUAGCUUUACAUUUGCUAUGUGGGUACAAUUUUCUCAAAAGGACGACACAGGCAUAUUUGCAACUUUGUACGCCGUAGACUCCCCACAAGACGUCAUGGCUAGACGAGUAAUACUGCAGGCUCAUUCAAGUGGUGUUCAGGUUUCACUAUUUACGGACGUGCAGGAUGCUUUCCUAGCAUUUAGAGAAUACACGACAAUCAAUGAUGGUCAAUGGCAUCAUGUAGCAGUUGUAUGGGAUGGAAAGACUGGACAGCUUCAGCUCAUUACCGAAGGAUUGAUUGCCGGUCGUGCAGAGUAUGGUGCUGGACGAAAUCUGCCUGCAUACGCAUGGUCGGUAUUGGGUCGCCCAGCUUUGAAAGCAAACGAAUCUAAUUCUGUUGCUUACAAUGAAGUUGGAUUCCAAGGCAAGCUGACAAAGGUUCAAUUAUGGAGUAGAGCAUUGGAUGUUACAUCUGAAAUUCAGAAACAAGUCAGGGAUUGCCGUAGUGAACCAGUGCUAUACAGAAAUUUGAUAUUAAACUGGGCAGGCUACGAAGAAAGCACUGGUGGUGUUGAACGAUCUGUUCCUUCAUCAUGUGGAAGGAAGAAAUGCAAAUCUGGAUACGUUGGAGCCCAAUGCAAGCAACUAGAACAUGACAAAGAGCCUCCAAAGGUUGAACAUUGCCCUGAUGAUUUGUGGAUUAUUGCCAGAAAUGGUUCGUCAAUUGUUAACUGGGAUGAACCACACUUCAGCGAUAACGUUGGUGUCACUAAAAUUAUUGAACGUAAUGGUAGACGUUCAGGACAGAGCUUCCUCUGGGGAAGCUAUGAUAUUACGUAUAUUGCAUACGAUGCAGCCGGAAACACUGCCGAUUGUAGUUUCAAGGUGACAUUAUCUUCUGACUUCUGCCCACCAUUAGCUGACCCAAUUGGUGGAUCACAAAACUGUAAAGAUUGGGGUGCUGGAGGACAGUUCAAAGUGUGUGCCAUAUCCUGUAAUCCAGGAAUGAAGUUCUCUGAAAAGGUUCCUGAAUUUUACACAUGUGGAGCAGAAGGUUUUUGGCGACCAACUGAAGAUCCAUCUACGCCUUUAGUAUACCCAUCUUGCUCACCUGCCCGACCGGCUCAACGCAUUUUCCGUAUCCAAAUGCUAUUCCCAUCUGAUGUAUUAUGUAAUGAAGCUGGACAAGGAGUACUUCGACAGAAGGUGAAAAAUGCUGUCAACUCAUUGAAUAGGGACUGGAACUUCUGUUCAUACUCAAAUGAAGGAUCUCGCGAAUGCAAAGAACUUCAAAUCAAUGUUAAAUGUGACAAGUACCGUCACUCGAACGAUAUUGUGAAACGACAAGCAGUAAAUCCACCGACGAAGCAGGACACGAGUACUUACGUGCUUGAUGCCCAAAUCCCUAUUAUCGGCAAUAAAGAAGCAGAAGGCAGCGCUCGUCAAAGUAGACAACAAAAUGGUGACACCUAUACGUUGGAGAUGGUAUUCCCUGCGGUCAAUGAUCCUGUGUUACAUUCUUCAAGUGGAGAAAGAUCGGAUGUCCGUUCCUUGCUUGAAAAGCUCAUCCUUGAGGACGCUCAGUUCGACGUUCAAGAUAUUCUACCAAAUACGUUUGCGGAUCCAGCAUCCCUGGUUUUGAACUCAGAUUAUGCAUGUCCAGUUGGUCAAGUAGUACAGGUUCCCGAUUGUGUACCAUGUGCUGUUGGAACAUACUUCAACACAACGAGUAAAACGUGUAUAGCUUGUCCAAAAGGAUCGUACCAAUCUGAAAUUGGCCAGCUACAAUGUAAAAGUUGUCCGAAUAUUGCGGGUCGAUCAGGUGUUACUUCAAUAACCGGAGCUCGCUCAGCAGCUGAAUGCAAAGAACGGUGUCCCGCUGGAAAGUAUUUGGAUACUGAUACAGGUCUCUGUCAACCAUGUGGAUAUGGCUUCUAUCAGCCCAAUGAAGGUUCGUUCUCUUGUGAAAUUUGUGGAUUGGGGCAAACAACUAGAAUUGCCGAAGCAACAUCAAAGUCAGAGUGCCGUGACGAAUGCAAGUCCGGAAUGCAAUUGGGAGUUGAUGGCAAAUGUGAAGCGUGUCCACGUGGAACGUUCAGAACACAGGGUGUGCAACCGGCUUGUGCAGCUUGUCCAACAGGAAGAACCACACCCAAAUCAGGAUCCUCCAGCAUCGAAGAGUGCUCUCUGCCUGUUUGCGCUCCUGGUACUUAUCUCAACGGAACUGUUAAUGUAUGCGUGGAGUGCGGUAAAGGAUUCUAUCAACCAGAGCAGCAGCAAACAUUCUGCAUACCUUGUCCACCGAAUCAUAGUACAAGAACUAAUGCUGCGACAAGCAAAGCAGAGUGCAUCAAUCCAUGUGCAAAUGUUGCAGAUGGACAGCAGCAUUGUGAUCCUAAUGCGUUCUGUAUUCUGAUGCCAGAAUCCUUUGAUUUCAAAUGUGAAUGUAAACCAGGAUUCAAUGGAACAGGAAUGCAGUGUACAGAUGUAUGCGAAGGCUUCUGUGAAAAUUCUGGUCAGUGUGUCAAGGACAUCAAGGGGGUUCCUUCUUGUCGUUGCAAGGGAUCCUUCACUGGCACUAAGUGUACUGAACGCUCUGAGUUUGCAUAUAUUGCUGGAGGAAUAGCAGCAACAGUGAUUUUCAUCAUUUUGAUUGUACUUUUGAUUUGGAUGAUUUGCUCAAGAGCAAAUAAGCGACGUGACCCCAAGAAAAUACUUUCACCGGCCACGGAUCAAACUGGUUCUCAGGUUAACUUCUAUUAUGGAGCUCAUACACCAUACGCCGAGAGCAUUGCUCCUUCUCAUCACAGCACAUACGCUCAUUAUUAUGACGACGAGGAAGAUGGAUGGGAAAUGCCUAACUUUUAUAAUGAAAGUUAUAUGAAAGAAGGAUUACAUGGUACAAAUGGAAAACUAAAUUCUUUAGCACGAUCAAACGCUUCUUUGUAUGGUACAAAGGAAGAUCUUUACGACAGACUGAAAAGGCAUGCCUAUACAGGAAAGAAAGAAAAGAGUGACAGUGACAGUGAAGGAAACUAAUCACUUCUUUCAAAGUUAUUCAAAAGAUUUUAACUCAACGAAACAACACCAGAUGAUGGUUGCCAUCUAUUAAUCUUCCCGCUGGCGCAAUACUCAACCAUUCAGUUAUUUUCAUCCGGGAAGACUAUUUAAUACGUUCUGCAGGUUACGUCAUCUAGAAUUAUGGUUCAAAAUUAAGUGCAACAAACUCAAUCCGAAGAAAAACCUCUGAUUAUCUAGAUAAGUCUGUCUAGAAAUGUUUUGUUAUGUUUUGGAGCACUAUGUCAAAUAUAUUUUAAUUACUUUAG